CUGAAGCGCCAAACAAGAACAGCAGCGUUACGGUAAGAAGAAACUGACGGAAGCAGAGAAAGCGGGUAUUUCACAACACAUCGUCUCUAAAGAAAACGCAAUUGAAAACGACAUGCUUUUCCUUCUCGUUACCUGAAAGCAACCGCUGCAGCUGCGUCCCUCUGCUCCCGUAUCUGUUUAGUAGCAGCAAAUAUUCUAUUCCAUUCUAGAGAGAGAAACAAAAGCAAACAGUUUUUUAUUUUAUAUAAACACAACCUUUUAGAGAGAGAAAAAGCAGCAGAAAGUAUCAAAAUACCAACAUUUAAACUGAAUUAUAGAUAUAUUGGACGUUGAAGGAGAAUGACAGGGGAGGCGAUUUCGGUUCAGGAGAAUGAGAGGGCUAAAGGUGUGGAUCUGGAGACUUCUGAGGACGAGAAACGAAGAACCAAGGUUAGAUCUCUGAAGAAAAAGGCAAUGAGUGCAUCAAACAGACUCACGCAUAGUCUUAGGAAGCGCAGCAAGCGCGUGGCGGAUUGUCGAUAUGCGGCGAUAUCGAUCAAUGAUGUUCGGGACGCAAAGGAGGAAGCCGCUGUGAAUGCGUUUCGCCAGACAUUGAUAGCAAAAGACCUCCUUCCUUCUCGCCAUGACGAUUAUCAUACCCUAUUAAGGUUUCUAAAGGCUCGAAAGUUUGACCUUGAUAGAACUCUCUUAAUGUGGUCAGAAAUGCUCAACUGGAGGAAAGAGAAUGGAGUAGAUUCUAUCAUACAGGAUUUUGUAUAUGAUGAAUAUGAGGAAGUUCAACGAUAUUAUCCUCAUGCUUACCAUGGUGUUGACAAAGAGGGUCGACCUGUUUACAUUGAAAGACUUGGCAAAAUUGAACCUAGCAAGCUAAUGAGUGCCACCACAGUGGAUCGGUUUCUAAAAUAUCAUGUUCAGGGAUUCGAGAAGACUUUUUCUGAGAAAUUCCCUGCAUGUUCUAUUUCAGCCAAGAGGCACGUAGAUUCUACAGUAACAAUAUUGGAUGUGCAUGGCCUGAAUUGGGUGAGUUUCGGAAAAGUUGCACAUGAUCUAGUUAUGCGCUUACAGAAAAUCGAUGGUGACAACUACCCUGAGACAUUACAUCAGAUGUUCAUUGUUAAUGCUGGCAGUGGAUUCAAAUUUCUAUGGAACACAGCAAAAAGCUUUCUUGACCCAAGGACUACUGCUAAGAUAAAUGUUUUAGGCAAUAAAUUUCAAAAUAAGUUGUUGGAAAUUAUAGACUCAAGCCAAUUGCCAGAUUUUCUUGGUGGAUCUUGUUCAUGCCCAAAUGAAGGUGGUUGUCUUAGAUCUGACAAGGGACCUUGGAAUGAUCCAGAAAUAAUGAAACUGGUACAUGCUGGAGAAGCAAUGUACUUAACAAAAAUGAAGAGUUUUUCUGAUGAUGAUGAUUUUGAAAUCAAGUUGUUCGCCUCUAAGGUUUCCAGAAGCGAAAUAUCUUCUGCUGAUUCAGGAUUGGAUAUAAAGCCAAAUACCUCAGGCUUCAUUCAAGAAAUGCCACUUUCUGAGGAAGGAAGAACGGCUGAUCAUGCUUCUGUCUGCAGUCUGGUUGAACACAUCCCAGCAAGGAUUGAAGAUUCUAGUUUGACAAAUAAUUCUACCAAUGACGUCAGCACAAGAAUGGUGCAAAAUAGAUUCAUUCCCCAUGUAACAAGUUAUGUAGUUUACUUCAUGUUCAAAUUGCUAGCAUGGAUAUAUCUUCUACUUCCAAGGAUGGGGAGAGUGUUUACAUCUAGACGCACAGAGAGACCAUUACCAAGCCAACCCAACCUACCACUUGCAGAUUCAACUUCUCAAGAGCAACACAUUCCACGGGAAACGAAAGAGGAAAUAGUUCAUCCAUGCUUUCAGAGGCUGCAAAAUUUAGAAGCAAUGGUAAAUGAGCUGGUUAAUAAACCGACCAAAAUUCCUCCUGAGAAAGAGGAUAUGCUUCUUGAAUCAUUGAGUCGGAUUAGAUCUAUAGAAUACGAUCUACAGAAGACAAAGAAAGCACUGCUAGCAACAGCAUCAAAACAGGUGGAAUUGGCUGAGUCACUGGAAAAUCUUAAAGAAAGUGCUUUAGCUGGAGUAAACUCUUGUUGGCCAAGAUACUGCAAACCUUUUCCCCCAGAAAGAUGAGAUGCAAUUUUUUUUAAAGCAAGUUUGCCAAUGUUUCCGUCGCACAUGCCUUGUCAUUCUCAAGUAUUCAGAUAUUGCCAGAUACAAAUUAGCUUUAGCAGAUUCAAAUGGAUGAGCACUAUAGGUUCUUAGCUUAUAGAGGAAAAGAAUGUCUCGCUCUUCCCCUGGCCAUGGAUUUCAAGCUAUUUCAGAUAAGCAACAGAACACGACACUCGUGUACCAUAUUCAUAUUUCUCUGUACAUAGCGUGACAAUAUUUUUUCCCCCCUUUUCAGACAGACAAAAAUAUAACCACAUUGAUACUUGAAAACCCGAAGCUCAUUUUGGAAAGAGCUUUAUACCUUUUUUUUUUUUUUUUUUUUUUUUUUUUUUUUUUUUUUUUAUAUACCUUUUUU
Molecule: messenger RNA, 2527 nt
Organism: Jatropha curcas
Lineage: Eukaryota; Viridiplantae; Streptophyta; Magnoliopsida; Malpighiales; Euphorbiaceae
Product: Sec14p-like phosphatidylinositol transfer family protein
Source: RefSeq, a predicted model, not a curated record